AUGGCUUCAGCUACUGAAACUAAUACGGCUGCUCCCAAUAUGACAUCAAGAAUGUCUGAUUAUUUCACCGGUUUAAAACAAAAAAUGCCCACCUCCGUGUCAUCUAAAGUUGAUUACGGUGUUGAAAGAGCGAGAAGUAUUGCAACCGGAGUUUCUACGGACCUUCAAAAAACUGCGGAGAAGAAUAAUGUGAAUUCCUUUUUGCCUUCGGAUGUUGCUACUGAAGUUCAAAAGGCUGCUAAAAUUUUAAAUAGUUUUACGGAACCUGAAAAAGAAGAAGGUGGUUUGGAAAGUGUAAUUCCAAAGGAUGUUUUUAAACACGCCAAAGGUCUGGCAGUCUUUACUGCUAUCAAGGCAGGUUUCUUUUGGUCCGGUCGUGUCGGUUCCGGUUUAGUUGUCGCAAAACGUCCCGAUGAAAGUUGGUCUUGUCCAUCAUUGAUAAACAUCGGUGGUUUGGGAUUUGGUGCACAACUUGGCGCAGAUGUUACCGACUUUUUAAUCGUUCUUAACACCGACGAUGCUGUAAAAGCUUUCACUCGUGGGGAAAAUCUCACCUUGGGUGGAAACUUGUCGGUUUCAGCAGGUCCCGUUGGAUUUGGUCAAGAAUAUUCCGGUUCAUUAUAUGAUCGUGCUGCUCUCUACUCCUAUAGUAAAUCAAAGGGUCUCUUUGCUGGCGUAUCUGUUCAAGGAACCAUAAUUAUGGAACGAAAGGAUGCCAACCGCACCUUCUACGGCAUAGAUUUGUCCGCUGAAGAUAUCUUAUGCGAUAGAAUUGAAAUCGAGAAAGAACAAGAAGAAUCUCUUAAAGUCUUAUAUGAUGCCAUUAAGAAAGCUGAGGAAAGGGAGCAUUAA
Molecule: messenger RNA, 852 nt
Organism: Funneliformis mosseae
Lineage: Eukaryota; Fungi; Glomeromycota; Glomeromycetes; Glomerales; Glomeraceae
Source: the annotation of a GenBank genome assembly